GGGCCACCGCACGCGAAACCUCGCGAGACGUUCGCAUCGAUUUGGACGCUUUAUCGUCUUGACGUCCCGACGUUCGAGAAGGUUCCCGUAGUUCAAGUUGAAGCGAGUUCCAUUUUCCGGUUUUUCUUUCGGUCGAGUGCCAGGAAAUGGUGGGGUGAAAAGGUGCGCGUCGAUCGACGUUCGACGAAUCGAUAUCGACAAGAUUACUCUCGGGUUCUUGAAAUGGAUCAAAGGUUCUCCACCGUUUUACUCGUCGUCGUCAGUUGGAUGAUAAUUCUGUCAGCAAAUUAUGGAGCUUCGCAUCCCAUCAAAAUAGGCGCAAUCUUCCACGCGGGGGAUGAGGAGCACAGAGCGGCGUUUGAAAAGGCGGUGUACGAGGCGAGAUUCGAGCGCAUCGCGCCCACAUUCGAAUUGCAGGCCGUCAUAAAGGAGGUGGAGGUUAAUACCGACAGCUUCAAGACCGCCGCCGCUGCCUGCGAGCUCGUCGAGGAAGGUGUGGCGGCGAUCUUCGGCCCCGUGAGCUCCUACACGCAUGGAAUUGUCGCUAGCAUCGCGGCACGCUUCGAUAUUCCGCACAUCGAUUACACGUGGCGACAGAACGAGGAACUCCAGGUCGACCAGGAACCGAAGAACCCGACACCGAUGACCAUCAACUUCUACCCUGACAGCGAACUUGUCGGCAAGGCGAUCGCUGACUUAAUCGACGCCACGAAAUGGAAUGCCUUCGUCGCGAUUUAUCAAACCAACGAUGGCCUGUCGCGAAUCAAACAGGCCCUAACGCUUAGACGAAACAAGGACAGCGUGAUGACGCUAAGAAGACUCGGCGAAGGGCCAGACUAUCGAGCUGUUCUGAAAGAGAUCCACGCGCUGUCCAUCUGCAACGUGAUCAUCGACGUUGAUCCGAACAUCAUCAUCGACGUGCUCUAUCAAGCGAAGGAGGUCAAGCUGCUAGGGGACUACUGUAAUUUUAUAAUUACUUAUAUGGACUCAACGAAGGUGCCAAUCUCGAGCAUGCGGAACAACACCGCGGCGAACAUCACGGCGUUCAGCUUGAGGGAGAACGACGUGGACGGAAUUAAUUUGUUGGAAUCAGCCGUGAUCUAUGAUUCGGUGUUCCUGCUGUACAACGCGUUGGAGGGUUUGAACGCCAGGAACAGCGACAACGAAGAUCCAGUAACCAUCGAGCCUGUACCGCUCUCUUGUGCAGGAACAGAGAAAUACAGCGCAGGUCCCAACAUUACCAGCCUCAUGCGCGAGGUGUCCAAGGAGGGCAAGAUCACAGGGGAGAUGUCGAUCAACGAGGAUGGUCGUCGUAACAACUUUAAACUACGCAUUUUGGACAUGAGGCCAGGGGAGUACGUUCAGUUCGGAUAUUGGGAUCCAGAGGGUCUUCACACGGUAGGCAGCGAAGAGGAACGCGAGAGCUACUGGUACAAAUCCAUCGAGCAGAAGAAGUUCAUAAUUAGCACCAAAGUGGGUCCACCGUACGUAAUGGAGGUGGAGAACAGCACAACCCGUGGCGUCCUAAUCGAGCAAACGCGUUACGAAGGGUUCUGCAUCGACCUCAUCGAGGAGAUUUCCAAGCUAUUGAAUUUUAAAUACGAAUUCGAAUUGGUGCCGGACAAGAACUACGGUACAUACAAUAAGGAGACGAAACAGUGGAACGGUCUUAUCAGACGUUUGCUGGAUCGCGACGCCGAUCUCGCCAUUUGCGAUCUUACGAUCACCUACGAACGGGAAAGUGCCGUCGACUUCACGAUGCCAUUUAUGAAUCUAGGUAUCAGCAUUUUAUACAGAAAGCCCGAGCAGAAGGAGCCAGACCUGUUCUCGUUUCUGUCGCCGCUGUCAACGGACGUCUGGAUUUACAUGGCGACUGCCUUCUUAGCAGUUUCGAUAAUGCUGUUCGUGCAAUCUAGAAUGGCGCCCGGCGAAUGGGACAACCCUCACCCCUGCAACCCCGAUCCGGAAGAACUGGAGUACAAUUUCGAUUUGCGUAACUCCAUGUGGUUCACCAUCGGAUCCUUAAUGCAACAGGGCUGUGACAUACUUCCCAAGGCACCCUCGAUUCGCAUGGUAGCUGGGAUGUGGUGGUUCUUCACGUUGAUCAUGGGCUCCUCGUACACUGCCAAUUUGGCUGCGUUCCUCACGGUCGAUAAAAUGGACAAUCCGAUCAAGGAUGUGGAGGACCUAGCCAAGCAAACGAAAAUCAAAUACGGGGCUGUUCGAGGCGGAGCCACGUCUGGCUUCUUCAGAGACUCAAAUUACUCAACUUAUCAACGUAUUUGGGCUUCGAUGAUGGAGGCACGCCCAAGCGUUUUCACGGACUCCAAUGACGAUGGUGUCAAACGAGUCCUGAAGAAGCGCGACUACGCCUUCUUCAUGGAGUCCACCACCAUCGAAUACAGGAUGGAGAGACAGUGCGAUCUUGACCAGGUUGGGGGGCUUAUUGAUAACAAAGGAUACGGGAUUGCUUUGCCGCGAAAUUCCCCGUACAGAACACCUGUAAGCGGCGCGAUACUGAUGCUACAAGAGAAAGGGGUGCUGCAGGACCUGAAGACGAAAUGGUGGAAAGGGCAUGGGGGCGGCCAGUGCUCGAAGGGGGAUGUAGAACCUGCGAACUCGAGCGAGCUGGGGUUGGCCAACGUAGGAGGUGUGUUCCUGGUACUCCUGUUUGGAUGCUGCGGGUCGUUCGUCAUCGCCAUCUGCGAAUUUCUCUGGAACGUACGAAAGGUCGCCGUGACCGAAAAGGUCACUCCUUGGGAGGCGCUGGUAGCGGAAUUGAGAUUCGCUAUGAACAUUUGGGCGGAGACGAAACCCGUUAAAAUCUCGAAAAGCAGCGGCACGAGUUCGAUGGAAGGCGGGAUCGGCAGAGGAGCGUCCACGGCUCGCUCUAUAGUCGGUUCCUUCCUUCGCCUGGACGUGUUGGACAAAUUCGACAAAGAUAACAACACGAACAAUCGCAGCGACGAUCGCAAGAUCAAUUAAGACGAAGACGAGUAUUUACGGACCCCUCGAUGCUGUGUAACAGGAGCCGUUAUGGCGGUUAUGGUGGUUGACACUAGGUUUAUGUUGAUUUAUGUCGUGUUAUGUGGAAGUUGAUUUUCUAGAAUUAGAAGGCUUAGACAAAAAUGAAUUUGUAUACAGUUAGUCCCAUAAAUAUUCGUACCCUCUGUGUCUAUUGAAGAAAUUUAUUUAAAUUAAAUGCUAGGUUUGAUGUUUCCAAGUGUAUGUUUGUGUAAAUAUGUUGAUGUAUAUAUUAAUAUAUACAUCUAUAAGCUUAUUCGUAUACAUAAUUAUAAUAAAAAAUUCAUUUGGUAAUAUCGAAACUAUUAUUUAAUUUAGUCAAACUUCUUCAAUAGACAUGGAAGAUACGAAUAUUUAUGGGACUGACUGUAUAUGCUUUAUGGAUAAAAGUCAGCAUGAGGUCUCCAUAAACCUGGUGUUAAGAUCGAUUGCCAGGCCACUCAAAGGUGGAUAAUAAUUUUGGAAGAGGAGUGGGGGAUAGAUAACUUUUUAGAAAUAAGUAGACAAGAGACUUGGAAUGAAAUAGAUUAUAGGAGGAAUUAAAAGUAGAGAAGUGUCAAUUCAUAUUUUGUUCUUGCUUGAUCAGUGGAUCGUUUGGUAGAUAUAAUUUCUGCAAGAGCAAUCCUCUGGAGAAACAAUAAUUCUCCCUGUGGAGAUAAGAUCUGAUUGCUCUACAACCGUGAUAAAUUACAAAUUAUAUCUCCAUCUCAAAAACAGAGUCUGAAUUGUAGAAUUAAAUGUUUGACAACGGACAAAUGUGUCCUUUUUACAUACUACGUAACUUAAUUUAUUGUACCAAUAAAUGAACCAAAAAAAUCCAAAGAAACAUACCUCGAUACAGUUACCAUUCGUAUAAUUUAGCCGGUGACAAACGACCAGGAUUAGGCGUCACAAAACAGCAGAGCUCGUGAGGAUGACUCAAUGAGCCAUGAAAGAAAAGUGUCCGUCUUGUGCCACCGCGCAUGAAGUCGUCAUUCUCGUGAACGGUCGCACAAUGAUGACGUCGUGGAAGGCAGAAAUCUUCGCUGUAGGUCCAGAAUGGAAUCCAACAAUAUUUGGACUCGGCCACAAUGGCGCUAACGAACCGUGCCCUUGGUUUAGGAGAUUUUCGUCCCGAGAGAUCACCUGGAAGUCCCGCGAUACCGGAACCCCCGUGAGAGCAGGCCGGCAUCUUUGUGUCAUUAUUACCAAGAGACGUUCCUCCGCGUAAGCACAUCGAUCCUCGGCGCAAAGGACACUUUUAACUUUACCGACCCGAGGCUUGCGUCAGAGGCAGCCCGACGACUGGUCACUUAGGCGACGCCAUAAGUCUGCCGAUUUUUCGUCUUCCAUCGCUCUUCAAGAGGGGACAUCGUUGAAGUUCUGUGGACACCCAGGAAGAAUCUGUUGCAAGAUAGCUCUUGUGGAUGGUUGUUUCGAAAUAAUCAUCGUAAUAAUCAUUGUCUGUAGAUGGGUACAUUAUAGGUACAUGUACGGCUUAAUUUUAAUAUUCUAGGUAUCAAAUUUUAAUGAGCAAAACUUUGAAAGAACCUCUUAUGCAAAAAUUUCCGAACGAGGUCCCGUUCGAAUUAUUUUUAUUACAAUCAAACACAAAUUUCCUGGGUAUGACUAUCGCGAUCGCCCAUAACACCGGUGGCGAGUUCAGUCUCACUUUCGUUAUCAGGAAUUUUUAGAAAGUAACUUAAUAUAAUUGUAUAACUUACAAUCCAUUUAACAUUGAGCGAUUUAUUGCGAUGAAUCGUAAAUAUAAUUGUCAUUUUUUGUAAAGUUUCUGAAUUUUUUACAGCACAUGUACGUCGUUAUAAAAGUGAAUACUCGUACAAAAAACGUUUUCAUAAGAAUAAUAAUGACAUUUGGUUCGUUAAGCCCAUGAUUUUGCUACAUCCGUGCUCGUUAUAAUCACGUUCGACUACAUCCAUUUGUCGAAGAGCUGCUGAAAAAAUGUCAACUGACCAUAACUAAAAAUACUCCUGGUGAGGUUGUGUUUGGACUCAUUUGUAUCAAGAAAAUUCUAUUCGUCCGUUUAAACGAGCACGAAUAUGCAAUGAAAAAUGUACAAAUUUUUAUUUUGACCAGUGAAACUUCAAUGAACGUACCUUAUCGCUUCUUAUCGGUGUGGUUUCCAAAGCUCAAAUGCAUCGAUCCUACAACGCAGCUCAAACACGACGCGAAGGAUUUCGGCGAAUAAUAUAUCCUCCAGCAUAUCAAGCUCUAAACGGUCUGAGCUUCCCGGCGGCUCGUAAAAGACACGUCACCGUGACCGUAAAAAGCGGAAAGUUUCGUUUCAUGAAACGCCCGCGAUUAUGAACGUCCCGUCGCGAAAAAUACCGUACAGUUAACAGCUCGUUCGGCAGCCAUAAAUGUUGCCCGUAAUCGUGUUACGCGCUUUUAUGGCCGCAAUGAAAAGGAGUAUUAAUUGAUGUCCUUACACCUUUAUCACCAAACUGCUGGUAGGCACGGCGAUACGACUUCAUACUUCGAAAUCCUUUGAUUCGUGCCGGUGGAAAUUAACCGCGUCUGCGUUUCGCUUUGUGAACGCCUCGCCGCCACCGAGGAUCGAAUCAAUUUCCGCGUAUUUCCCGCGCGGCGUAAUCGCAUGCAACCGGGAGAAUUCGCGUGUAAUUAGUGGGUGAUUGGGAAAGACUCGGUGCAUUCUGAACGGAUGGCAUUGCAUCGGUACAAUGCCCGUGCCGGACAGCUGAAGAGAAUAGGACCUUGAUGGAACUCAGGCUGGAAAACCAGAUUUUUUAGAUGAUUGGAAAUCAGAUAUUUACAGCUGUUCAAAGCUGACGUGUCAGUAUUUUUUUACAAUGGGAAAAAUUGAAUAUCUUGUACCGAUAAAAUGUUUAUUUUUCGAAGCUGUGGCACCAGAAGAAAUUCAUAAAAGAUUGUUAAAAUUAUAUAAAGACUCUUCAUCUUAAGUGCCCCACCUUUUUGAUGGACCGUAAUGCAUGGUGAGACAUUUUUAAUCCCACCUCGAAAUUUUGCAAUAGCUGCAUGUGUAUAGGUGUGAUACCUUUAUUAAUAAAAAUAUAACAAUUUUGUUUGAUUUAAAACGCAAUAAAAUUCCUGUGCAACAUGGAUCUAUUUUAUGACCUGAA
This is a messenger RNA of Hylaeus volcanicus, 6125 nucleotides long. Its product is annotated as glutamate receptor ionotropic, kainate 1-like. Lineage: Eukaryota; Metazoa; Arthropoda; Insecta; Hymenoptera; Colletidae. Gene Ontology annotation, molecular function: glutamate-gated receptor activity; transmitter-gated monoatomic ion channel activity involved in regulation of postsynaptic membrane potential. Gene Ontology annotation, biological process: synaptic transmission, glutamatergic; modulation of chemical synaptic transmission; monoatomic ion transport. The record is from RefSeq and is a predicted model, not a curated record. The coding region runs from base 223 to 2985 and encodes 920 amino acids. Gene Ontology annotation, cellular component: postsynaptic membrane; plasma membrane. The transcript has 16 exons.